AUGAGUGAAGUAAUUUUUCGGCUGCAAGAAAAUCCCCAACGCCGCUCGACCGUCGCCGCCGCCUCCCGCCAUUCGCCGGAGUUCGCGUCGCCGCCGCCGCUCGCCCCGCGCGACCGCACGCCCUCCCACGCCGAGCCGCUCGUCUCUAUCCGCCAAGCCUCCCGACCAUCGCCGCUCCAAGCCGCUUGCUGUCCGUCGCCGCCGAAGCCCCCUGUCGCCACCGUCCGUCAUCGUGAGCUGCCGUUCGAAGCCCUAGCUUCCUCCGCCGGUCUUUCUCCGUUGUUUCUCGUCCGUUCGCCGCCGUUUCGCCACCCUUUCAAGCUCGGUUUGUCGUCGACGUCGUCGUGCUCUUUGCCGGAGACCCGUCGAAAGCGAUUCUGGACCGUAGAUGGCGAGACCCCGGAGAUGAGUGGCCUGCCGACGGAGAUUGACCGGACGACGGAGAGUGCUCCCCGACCCGGGAGUCCUUGGGUCUAUCAGCAUUACCAUCCUUCAAGAGUGCUUACCAGUGUUUAUCAACCAUUCGCAAUUGGGACGAUGGCUAUCUUAACGUACCACAAAUCCAAAGUGGAUACGAGGAAGAGGAAUAUAAUUGGAUACAUGCUUUUCACUCUAAGUACACUCCUUCUCUUAGUUUUGGACUUAGCGACUUCGGGGAAAGGGGAGUUUGCUUAUUUAGGUAUAUGUGUGCUCGUUGCCAGCUUUGGAGUGACCGAUGCUCAUGUUCGGGGUGGUAUGAGUGAUCUGUCUUUCAUGUGUCCUGAAUUCAUGCAGGUGGUCGUUUUUGCUGGAAUAGCUGCAUCGGGAGCUCUAACAUCCGGUAUGAGGCUGAUCACGAAAGCAGCCUUUGACAAGGCUCAUGAUGGACUUCGCAAGGGAGCUAGUAUUGCUGUUUCGGCAAUCUCCACAUUCUUCGAGUUCAUCCGUAUCAUUAUGUAUGCGACUUGGUUUGCUAAGAUUCCAAUUGUGAAGCACUACCGCUCGAAGGCAGUCGAAGGUUCCAAAACUGUCUCAACUGAUCUUGCUGCCGCUGGAAUCCAAACACAGUAUGGAGACUCUAAAGAAGAUCGACCGAGCAACAAACAACUAUUGCUUCAUAACAUAGAUUAUGCCAUUGAUCUAUAUCUUAUAUAUGUUUUGACACUAACAAUCUUCCCGGGCUUUCUCUAUGAGAAUACCGGAACACACCGUUUGUGUACUUGCUACAAUCUUGCUUCACUAGUUCUGUGGUGUACGCGCUCGUAACAUUCGAUUGCUAUGUACAAUGUAUGGGAUCUCAUAUCUCUAUGUACAAUGUAUGGGUACAUUCCCCUCAUUGGCUGGCUCAAGUUAGAGUCCCGAAAGGGCCUCUUGAUCGUGAUUCUCGCCCGUUUCUUGCUUGUCCCCGCAUUCUACUUCACGGCAAAGUAUGGCGAUCAAGGGUGGAUGAUAAUGCUCGUUUCCUUCUUGGGCUUGAGCAAAGGAUAUCUCACUGCUCGUGUUAUGAUAGUAGCACCCAAAGGCUACAAGGGACCAGAGCAAAAUGCCUUGGGCAACUUGCUUGUGCUUUUUAUCUUGGGUGGGUUAUUUUCGGGAGUUUCUUUGGGCUGGGCAGUGGAUCAUACACAACGACAAGUUCUAGUGAGCAGCACUAUGGUAGGGAGUUAUUGUCCCAUUCGCAGAUAUUGA
Eucalyptus grandis is the source of this 1668-nucleotide messenger RNA. RefSeq names its product equilibrative nucleotide transporter 3. Lineage: Eukaryota; Viridiplantae; Streptophyta; Magnoliopsida; Myrtales; Myrtaceae. The record is from RefSeq and is a predicted model, not a curated record. Gene Ontology annotation, biological process: nucleoside transmembrane transport. Gene Ontology annotation, molecular function: nucleoside transmembrane transporter activity. Gene Ontology annotation, cellular component: plasma membrane.